GAACUCAAUUCUCUCCUUCAUCUUCAUCUUCACAAUUAAGAUCGAUUCUCUCAUCUUCAUCUUCCAUAUUUCUCGCCUAUUUUAUUUCAACAUCUCCAGAUUUUCUUCGAUUUGUUUCAUUAUUCCGUAUUCUCCAGAUUUUGUUUCCAUAAUUGUGAUCGGGAAGAUGUUUUCAAUUUUGCGUUCUUAUUUUCAUUGAUUACCUCUUCAAUUGCUGUGAAAAUUUGCUUCGAUGGAAUCUGUAGCAAAUAACGAAGGUAUGUACAUUCCUGUUUGUGAUGAUGCUUUGAAGCCAAUGAUUGGUAUGAAAUUCAAUACAUUAGUAGAAGCAGUUGGUUUCUAUGAACAUUAUGCUCGUUCAGUUGGUUUUGGCAUUCGUAAAAUGGGUAACAAAUCAGUUCAAGGUAUUACUAAGUGGCAGUAUUUGGCUUGCAACAGACAAGGCUCUAAGAAUUUUAUACCUGGUCAUGCAUCCCAAUCAACUGAAGUGUCUUUUAAAAAGCAUGGCAAGAGCAGAGGAUAUGAGGUUUAUCAGUUUGUUGAGUAUCAUAAUCACUUAAUGGUUGCGGAUGAGCAUAGGCAUUUUAUGAUGGCCAAUCGCAAUCUGGAUCCUAUCCAUCGGAGGUUUAUGGAGGAUUGUGGCAGGUGUAAUAUUGGUCCCACUCUCACAUUCAAACUUUUGAAGGAGAUAAUGGGUGGACCUGAAAAUGUUGGAUGUGAUAUUAUUGAUAUUAGAAAUGGUUAUCGUGAUAUUAUGUCCAAUAUUGAUGGUUCAGAUGCUCAAAUGAUUUUUGAUUAUAUGCGUUCUCAAAAGGAAUCAUCUGAUGCCUUCUAUUAUGAAAUUGAGAUAGGAUCUCAUGGAAAGUUAACUAGACUCUUCUGGGCUGAUGCUAUUUCAAGACGAAAUUAUCAUAUGUUUGGAGAUGUAAUUUCAUUUGAUUCAACAUACAACACUAACAGGUAUAUUACUUUUGUUGCUAAUAGACAUAAAAUGAUACUUUUUGCUGAUUAA
Messenger RNA from Salvia hispanica, 1012 nucleotides. The record is from RefSeq and is a predicted model, not a curated record. NCBI's taxonomy places the organism in Eukaryota, Viridiplantae, Streptophyta, Magnoliopsida, Lamiales, Lamiaceae.